UGUCCCCUCACACCGUCCCUGUGGUUUGGCCUGCGUAGCACUGACUGUGGGCUGUAGUGUCCCUGAGCUCUGCCUGCCAGGCAGCAGAACAUAGCUGAUGUCAACAGUAAGUGAAGCCCUGAGGUCGGUCACAUGGUGUCCUGUCAUUCAUUCAUUCAUUCAUUCAUAUUAUCUGAUGUUUGUUCACAGUGACUGUCAGUGCUGUUUACUGUUCUCUCUCUCCCUCACUGUCAAAUGCUUGCUCGCCCAGCGUACAGCCAACCAGCUCUGAGCAGGCCCCUCCCCCUCCCUCCUCCUCUCCCUCCCCCUCUCUAGCCCCCCCCCCCCCUCAGUGAGCAGUAGUAGAGUCCAGAGGACGGACGCUGGCUUUUGGUCUUCACUUCUUCUUUCAUUCCCAUCUUUGUGUCUUUCCCUCCAACUCGUUUGUCUCUUCUGCUGUGGACGGACAGACGGACGGACGCUCUCCAUCAUCACCUCCAUCACCCUCCUCCUCCUCUGAGCUCCAGCUGUGGGACUGUGUCGGACGGAUGCCAUGAUUCUUUCCACAGAAAGUUGUGUGUGUGUGUUAAAGUCCUGAUUGGCUGAUUCAAACACGCUGAGCUGACAUCCCGCUCAUGAAGUUCAUGGCGUAGCAUGACGUGACCUUGGCGACAGCGACAGUGUCCACGUUGUGUUUUCAGACUUUAGAGCUCGUUAUAUGCUAAGCUCGUUGCCGUAGUGACCAGGAUGCAGGUGUCCAUAGCAUGUAACAUGGGUGGCGGUGGCGGCGCGGUGAGCGAACACCCGCUGAAGGAGCGGCGGGCAGCAGCGGCGAACACAAGCACCGCCCCCACCUGUCAGUCAAAGGUCAGCGCGGAGCCGUCCAGCAGACACACCCUGCUAGGCCAUGCCCACAUGAAGGAGGCCCUGGGUCGUCAUAGCAACAUGAAGUACAGGAAUCUUGGGAAAUCUGGACUGAGAGUGUCCUGCUUAGGACUGGGAACAUGGGUGACAUUUGGCUCUCAGAUCUCUGAUGAGAUGGCAGAGAGUGUGAUGACGCUGGCGUACGACAGUGGUGUUAACUUGUUCGACACAGCAGAGGUGUACGCCUCAGGAAGGGCAGAGACGACUCUGGGAAACAUCCUGAAGAAGAAAGGAUGGAGGAGGUCCAGUUAUGUGGUGACCACUAAGAUCUACUGGGGAGGACAGGCGGAGACAGAGCGAGGGUUGUCACGUAAACACAUCAUUGAAGGGCUGCGUGGAUCUCUCUCCAGGUUACAGUUGGAUUAUGUUGAUAUCGUCUUUGCUAACAGGAGUGAUAUCAAUGCACCGAUGGAGGAGGUCGUCCGUGCGAUGACCUUUGUGAUCGAUCAGGGUUUGGCCAUGUACUGGGGAACAUCACGCUGGAACGCUGUGGAGAUCAUGGAGGCGUACUCAGUGGCCCGGCAGUUUAACCUGGUCCCUCCUGUCUGUGAACAGGCUGAGUAUCAUUAUUUCCAGAGAGACAAAGUGGAGCUGCACCUGCCGGAGCUGUACCACAAGAUCGGUGUUGGAGCCAUGACCUGGUCUCCGUUAGCCUGUGGUCUGCUGACAGGAAAAUACAACGAGGGUGUCCCCGAGAGCUCCAGAGCCGCCAUGAAGGGUUAUGUGUGGCUGAAGGAGCGUCUCUGCAGUGAUGAAGGGAAAAAACAGCUCAAUAAAAUCAAAGAGCUCCACCUGCUGGCCGACAGACUGAACUGCACUCCUGCUCAGCUCGCCAUAGCGUGGUGUCUCCGCAGUGAAGGCGUCAGCUCGGUUCUCCUCGGAGUGUCCAACACAGAACAGCUACUGGAGAACAUCGGUUCUGUCAGGGUUCUCUCUCAGCUUGCUCCGUCACUCAUCACUGAGAUGGACACGUUGCUUGGCAACAAGCCACGAAACACCAAGAAAGAGGCAAGGAACUGAGGAGGACGAGGAAGAAACGAAAAACCUUCUCAAAACUGGAAAAUGGAAACAUCAUGGAAGACGGACACGUGGAAUUAAGUAUUUGUUCUUCAGGGAUGGACACGGCCACAUCGUCCUCAUUGACAUGGUGACGGGAGCAUUUCAUUGUCCAUCCACAGGGAAACUUUAGUUAUCGUAGAUAAUCCGAAAUAUUUAUUCUUAAGUUUAACACGAAGACACCGAUGCAGAGCCUCGUGUCCACGGAGUUCACCAUCAGCUGAGAAAUACAGGUGUUUGACAUCCGCCUGACGUUGUUGCCCUGGCAACAAAACUUUUACAUAAGAGAAUUAUAGAAUAAUAAUAAUUAGUACAAUAAAAACUGAUCCAGGCUUAGUUUGACAUAUGAUGAGCAGAGGCCUCUCUCACUGUAACCGACAAGCUGAAAUUAUGACAUUAGACGCAUUGAUGAUGAUGAUGAUGAUCAUUCAUUGCUAUAUUUCUAUUCAAUCUGUGUUUAUUUCAUUAAUUUUAGGAAGGUGUUAAGGUCAGAUUGAAGUUUCUCUACUGUUUCUGUUUGUUCCUACGUGACUUCACUCUGCUCAUGGAUUGUAUGGAAGCCUAUUUGCACCAAGGAAAGAAAAGAGUAGAUGAAAUGACAAAUUAUAAAGAAAAUUAAAAAUAUUCACAAUAAGUCAAAAUUUUCUUAUUAUUACUACAUAAUGUUCAGUCCUGAUGAUUUUCACGUUGCAAAGGUUUCUAGCUGUGACUGCCAAAAUGAAAAAAUGAAUUGAAAAUGAUUGCCAAGUUUUAUAAUUUCUUCUGUUUUUGGCAGAAGUAGGCUUCCGUAUAUGGCUGUUAUCAAAGAAACAAUGUUAGUGUCAACUGCUGUAAGAAAAACAUGGCCAAUGCUCCUGUGCAUUUCUUGACAACACCUUGUCUUCAUUGGUACGAGGCUCUGGACUCUCUCCUGUAUCCUCUGUAGUCCACUGAAAAUAAAAUUA
This is a messenger RNA of Toxotes jaculatrix (banded archerfish), 2903 nucleotides long. RefSeq names its product voltage-gated potassium channel subunit beta-3-like. Bases 727 to 1923 code for a protein of 398 amino acids. Gene Ontology annotation, biological process: potassium ion transport; regulation of potassium ion transmembrane transport; transmembrane transport. The record is from RefSeq and is a predicted model, not a curated record. Gene Ontology annotation, cellular component: cytoplasm; voltage-gated potassium channel complex; membrane. NCBI's taxonomy places the organism in Eukaryota, Metazoa, Chordata, Actinopteri, Toxotidae. Gene Ontology annotation, molecular function: voltage-gated potassium channel activity; transmembrane transporter binding; potassium channel regulator activity. The transcript is spliced from 14 exons.